This is a messenger RNA of Tarenaya hassleriana, 1193 nucleotides long. Its product is annotated as protein SRC2 homolog. The transcript has a single exon. Gene Ontology annotation, biological process: defense response. The record is from RefSeq and is a predicted model, not a curated record. Bases 78 to 887 code for a protein of 269 amino acids. Lineage: Eukaryota; Viridiplantae; Streptophyta; Magnoliopsida; Brassicales; Cleomaceae.
CCACAACUUUCCAUUACUCCCCAAAGCAUUAAAAAAAAAAAUCGCAUAGAAAUUCCCAAUUUGCCCCUCUUGCAGAAAUGUCGUCGCGCAAGGAAGUCGAAGUGGCGAUCUCGUCGGCGAAGGACAUCAAGAACGUGAACUGGCGUCACGGUCCGAACAAGCCAUACGCCGUCGUUUGGGUCGACCCGAGGUACAAGUGCUCGACGAGGGUCGACGAGGAAGGCGACACGAGUCCCCACUGGAACGAGACACUUGCCAUUCCUCUCCCGCCGGAGAAGCCUGUCGACGACGAUGACAACGUCCUCUGCAUCGAUAUCGUCCACGCCGGCCGGGAGGAAGACACUAAGCCCCUCAUCGGAUCUGCCCGUCUUAGCCUCCGCGACGUCCUCGAAGAAUCCGGCGUCGGGGUUCCGACCGUCAAAUCCCUAAAGCUCAAACGCCCCUCCGGUCGUCCCCACGGCAAGCUCGAAGUCACCGUCACCGUCCGUGAACCUCGAUACCCAUCUCCGGGAUCGUAUCAGGCGCCGUCGUACGGUUACGGUGCGCCCCACGCGCCUCCGGCUUACGGUGCGCCCUACGCGCCACCGCAGUACGCCGCUCCUCCGAGCGGGUAUCCGUACAACGCGGCUGCUCCAGCGCCAGCGCCAUCAUACGGACAGCAACCGGGUUAUGGGUACGCGGCGGAGACGGAGAGGAAGGGGAGCAGAUUUGGCGGGAUGGGGACGGGAUUGGCGGUGGGUGCGGUGGCCGGAGCUUUGGGAGGUAUUGCGUUGGUGGAGGGAGUGGAUGCGUUGGAGGAUCAUAUAGCGGAGGAGGCGGCGGAGAAGGUGGAGGAUGAUCUCGCCGCAGGAGAUGAUUUCGACGGCGGCGAUGACGACGACUACUAGGCCGGUGAUUUGUCGCGUGCGGUGCAUGUUGAAGGACUUCUGCUGUUUUUUUCAUCCAAUCAGGUCGCGCCACAUCAUCAUGUGGGCAAUAAUGAUGCGUUGUUUGUUUUUGUUUAGAUAAAAGUUAUUUAGUUAAAUGAAAAACAAUUUACUAUUGCUGCAUUACAAAAAAAACAAAAAAAAAAAAGAUAAAAAGGGGAAAAGAAUAGACAUGUAUGCUUGCGUUUGCCAACUAAAAUGUUACAUUUUCAUUGUAUCAGUAUCAUAUCCUUUUUACCUUUAUAUGAAAUGGAUAUUUUUCUUUCA